Messenger RNA from Zingiber officinale, 1338 nucleotides. Its product is annotated as glutathione S-transferase TCHQD-like. Lineage: Eukaryota; Viridiplantae; Streptophyta; Magnoliopsida; Zingiberales; Zingiberaceae. The record is from RefSeq and is a predicted model, not a curated record. The transcript has 3 exons. Bases 158 to 955 code for a protein of 265 amino acids. Gene Ontology annotation, molecular function: glutathione transferase activity.
AGAGGAAGAAGAAGAAGAUAAAAGAGAAACCUUCCAACUAUAAAUAAAUUUAUUCUCAGUUCAACACUCAAAAGGCGAUUCCGCCGGCCGAUUCUUCUUCAUUAGUUCGCACGCUACUUUCUUUUCUUCCGAUCCUCCUCGCCUUCAAGGUCUAUUCAUGCAGCUCUAUCAUCAUCCUUACUCAAUGGACAGUCAGAAAGUGAGGUUAGCACUGGAAGAGAAAGGGAUUGAUUACACAUCUUAUCAUGUUAAUCCUUUAACUGGGAAGAACAUGGAUGUCUUGUUCUUUCGCAUGAAUCAAUCUGCAAAACUUCCUGUCUUCCAAAAUGGUUCCCAUAUCAUUUUCCAAGCCAUUGAUAUUAUCCAGUACAUAGAGAAGCUCUCUGUGUCUCUGAACGGGGAGGACAAUCCCAUUAACACAAAGGUCACAGAAUGGGUGGAGAGAAUUGAUCUAUGGAGUCCCAAAAUAUUCACUCUGGCUCAUGUCCCAGAAAAGUAUCGACUAUUUGUUUCCAAAUUUGUUCGCCGUGUAGUGAUUGCUCGGAUGGUCCAAGCUCCAGAUCUAGCUAGUGUUUACCACUUAAAACUUCGAGAAGCCUAUGAUACAGAUGAGAAGUUGAAGAACCCUGAAAAUCUGAAACAAAGUGAGGAAAAACUCUGUCAUCUUCUUGAUGAUGCAGAAAUACAGUUGGGCAUUACAAAGUAUCUUGCUGGAGAAGAUUAUACCAUGGCUGACUCCAUGUUUAUUCCUGUUUUGGCACGAAUAGUUCUACUGGAUCUUAAAGAGGAAUACAUCACUUGCAGGCCCAAUGUAUCAGCUUAUUAUAACAUGGUUAAGCGGAGGCCAAGCUUCAAAAAGGUAAUUGGGAAGUACUUCCAAGGUUGGAGGAAGUACAAAACACUUCUCAGAACAUGGUGCUUUCUUCACAUAAGAGACUUGUUCAGAAGGUACUAGGGAACCAACACUAUUAAAGGUCAAAUGGAUCAGAUAAAUUGUGCAUGCUACAAUAAUAUGCAUAAUGUGGAAUAAAUGGAAGCGAUUUUAGGGCUUCAAUAAUGGUGCAAGGUUAUAUUUUCUUACAGAAUCUUCUAAAAGAACUUAUAUAGAGUUUUCAUAAGGAAAAUGAUAGAUUGUAUAGAGUUUUGUUAGAUUGUAUAUAUAUAUAUUUUUCUCUACUUUGUUUUUUAGACUUAUAACCAAUAUCACUGUGCAGUGAUGAGUUCUCCUUAAAGCUCCAUUUCCAUAAGUUUUUUAUAUUAAGCUUCUUUGGCUAUUUUGUAAUAUUAUCUCUCUGUGUACAUACUUGAAGUGUGAAAGGAUUAUAUAAUUUCGCACUA